Penicillium daleae is the source of this 1020-nucleotide messenger RNA. Its product is annotated as SRR1 family protein. Bases 1 to 1020 code for a protein of 339 amino acids. The transcript has a single exon. NCBI's taxonomy places the organism in Eukaryota, Fungi, Ascomycota, Eurotiomycetes, Eurotiales, Aspergillaceae. The record is from RefSeq and is a predicted model, not a curated record.
AUGCCACACACAUCCCGCAAAAAGCGCACCACUGCCACAACCCAAAAGCGCCUCCAAGUCACCGACGACGACAGCUGGACACACGUCACCUCCAGCACCAAUGUCCGGCGUGUGCUACGCGGUACCCGCGCAAAGCCUAGCGAGCAAGACUCCCAAUUAAAUUCUCCGGUGCAAGCGCAAGACCAGAAUCAAGAGCAAGACCUCUCCAAAGCUAAUCCGGGUGAUGUCGAGCCUGUCCUCGGCCCAGCAGAGGCGCCGGGGCGAUUAACCCUGGAGGAGCUGCAGGCACAGUACCGCGGGUAUCGCGAGAGAUGGGUGAGCUCGGAGACGUGGAAGCGGUUGGAGGGGCAGCUUGGAGCGCGAAUUACGGAGCGCGCGAGUAUGACUGCUGCCGAAGCUGAAGAUGGAACUGGAACUGCGCAGAAUACAGGACCCGUGGACGCCAUUGUCUGCGUUGGACUUGGUAGUCCGAGCGGAUUCCUGCGUGGAGGAUGGGUCGAUCGACGGAGCGUAUCGAUGUAUCAACUGGCGGCGUUGGAAACUAUUGCGCAGCGGGUCUCUCGUUCGUUGCACCACUCCCUUUACACCCUCUCCAUCCCCUGUCAUAGCCAAGCUAAACUAAUCUUCUACGCAGUCUGCACCCCCUCAACCCCAAUCCAAAUCUACGCACAAGACCCCGUCUUCAACGCCCUCGACAAAUCCCUCCUCUCAUCCCUGCACAUAGACGUAAUCACCCACCCAACCGCCUUCACCCUCAUCACCCCGCGAACCCUCCUCUUCUGCCCCGGCGCCGAGCGCAAACACCUCGAGCAAUUGCUCCCGUCGAACCCGUGCAUGGUAUUCGGCGGGCCGUUGGAGGAUACGGAGUCGGAUGUUAUUCAAGGGUUUGCGGGGAGGGUUGGGUCGGUAGUGUUGGUGCCGUUUGAGGUUUGUGAGUAUGCGUUUUGGAAGACGAGGCUUUAUUUUAGAGAUGAGUCUAAGGGGGAAGAGGUGAGGGAUGGGAGGGUGGAGGUGGUUUGA